Molecule: messenger RNA, 1793 nt
Organism: Lecanosticta acicola
Lineage: Eukaryota; Fungi; Ascomycota; Dothideomycetes; Mycosphaerellales; Mycosphaerellaceae
Source: the annotation of a GenBank genome assembly
AUGGCUGUCAAGAUGUAUCGGCUUUGGAUCGGCGGAAAAGAGGAGCCGGGAGAGCACGGCGAGUCCGGAGCGUACGUAUGUGAACAGCCCUAUCUCUGUACGACCCGGUUACUGACUUGGGGAGUAUGCCCAUUGAGAACCCGGCAACCGGUCAGAUAUUCGCCUAGUAAGUGCAUACAGUAACUCUCUCGUACUGCUGGGAGUCCUUCAAAGAUCUACAAUUGACAAUUACUUCAGCUGCUCCGUCGCCACAGAAAACGAUGUCAACCGCACGGUGGAAUUGGCCCACAAGGCCUUCAAGUCAGGCAUCUGGUCCAAAUUGGAUCGUCAUCGCCGCGCGGAUGUACUGGAGAAGAUUGCAGACUUACUGGCGGCCAAGUUACCCGAUCUCAUAGCGCUUGAAGUCGAGCAGACAGGACGAGCCAUCCGAGAAAUGAACGCCCAGGUGCCUUCGCUUACGAGAUGGUUCAAAUACUACGCUGCUCUGAUCCGUACAGAAGAGAGGUCUGUACUACCUACGACGGGGAAGCUGCAUAAUUGGAUCGAUCGGAAGCCGCUCGGAGUUGCAGCUCAAAUCACCCCUUUUAACCAUCCUCUACUGAUUGCCGUGAAGAAGAUCGCUCCAGCCUUAGCGGCUGGUAAUUCUGUCGUAUUGAAGCCUUCUGAGCUGACUCCUCUUACGUCUUUGCUUCUUGGUCCAAUAUUUCAGCAAGCUGGGCUGCCUGAUGGAGUAUUCAAUGUGCUGGCGGGAGAUGGCCCUACGACUGGCAAAACACUGGUGUCGCACCCUUUGAUCAAGAAGGUGGAUGUCACUGGUGGAACGCCCUCUGGUCGAGCCAUUGGUGCCAUUGCUGGACAGAACCUGGCCAGCUACACGGCCGAGCUGGGAGGCAAAGCGCCGGUUGUCGUGACCAAGAACGCAGAUCUGGACCUCGCCGUGAAUGGGGUUUGUUUCGGGUCCUUCAUCGCCAGCGGCCAGACGUGCAUCGCAGCAACCAGAAUCAUCGUCGAGCGCUCUGUUCUUCCUGGAUUUCUGGAGAAACUGAAAGCAAAAGUACUAUCAAUCGAGCGCAGAAUGGGAGCACCGACCAAUCCACAUUCGAUGAUGGGUCCGUUGAUAUCCAGGAAACAACUUGACAAUGUCAUCACAUUGGUGGAAAACGCAAUAAAAAGUGGAGUAAAUGUUGUAACUGGUGGCAAACGAUCUUCGGGUAGCUCGGAUCUAGAUGGGAGUGACCUCUCUAAAGGGUACUUCUAUCCGCCUACAGUGCUUACCGACGGCGCCGCUAAGAUUGUCGAUACUCGAAUUUGGAGGGAAGAAGCCUUUGGUCCGGUGAUCGUGGUCGUUGGAUUCGACGGAGAGGAAGAAGCGCUGCGACUGGCAAACGAUAGCGAAUUCGGCCUCGGUGCCGCUGUGUGGACAAAUGAUCUAUCACAGGCGUACAGACUCUCUGAUGGCAUUGAGUCCGGUAUAUGCUGGGGUAGGCGCUUCCACCAUGCAAGUUUGAGAGGAGCCAUACUGACUGUUAUAGUGAAUACACAUCAUCGCAAUGACCCGAGUAGCCCUUGGGGUGGUGUAGGUAGCUCGGGAGUGGGUAGUGAGAACGGCAUUGGUAAGCUAGCGUGCGAUGUGAGAAGAUUGUGAUCCUUCUCGGGGCUAACGGAGUAAAUCAGAUGCGUACCAUGCGUACACCACGACCAAGAGCACGAUCAUCAACUAUGCGUCGACAGAAGAGGCUUCGGCUACAGAUGACUGGUUUAGAGACGGGGGCGGCCAAGUACGAUACGGCUAA